AUGAAAGUAGCUUUGUUAGGAAAAAAUAAAUUGUGCCUUGUCGAUGGAUCGACAUCAAAAGAGGAUUUUGGCUCUGGGCUAGCACACCAGUGGGAUCGAUGUAAUGCAAUUGUGACUUCGUGGUUGAUGAGCAAUGUUAGUAAGGAUUUAGUGACUGGAGUACUGUUUUCGUCUAAUGCUUGUACAGUGUGGGAUGCAUUCAAGGAGCAAUUUGAUAAAGUAAAUGGAUCGAGAUUGUACUAUCUGCACAAGGAGAUUUUUACUAUGACUCAAGGAAUUUGUUCUGUUUCUACCUAUUUUACAAAGCUCAGAGAUCUAUUGGCAGAGUAUGACUCCAUUUUACCACCACCUGCAGCAGCUGAGUAUGUUGAGCAGCUGGAGUACCAACGUUUGUUGCAGUUUCUCAUGGGAUUAAGUGACAGCUUUGAACAAGCUAGAAGUCAGAUCCUCUUAAUGCCUACUCUGCCGUCUAUCAACAAAGCAUAUGCCAUGGUAGUUCAAGACGAAAGUAGGAGGAUGAUUACUGGUGUCAAUUAUGGAAAUGCAGGGAACAUUGAGCCUACUGCUCUAUUCACUGCACAAUUAGGAAUCAAGCAAAGGAGAAAUUACAGUUUGGAGUGUGAUUUUUGCCACUUAAAAGGACAUACUCGCAAAGACUGUUAUAAACUAAUGAAGUGUGAUUUUUGUAAUGAAACAGGACAUUUGAAGGACAAAUGCUACAAAAUUGUGGGUUAUCCUCCAGAUUUCAAGCCAAAGGGAAAGGCAAAUGCUGUACUUUUCAAUGAACAGCCUCAAACCACACAGGUGGCUAGUCAACAAACGAGCAAUGGAACAGUACCAGCUCAGUUCUUCACACAAAACCAGUACAACCAGUUGUUAUAA
Nicotiana attenuata is the source of this 882-nucleotide messenger RNA. RefSeq lists its product as uncharacterized. The transcript has a single exon. Bases 1 to 882 code for a protein of 293 amino acids. Gene Ontology annotation, molecular function: zinc ion binding; nucleic acid binding. The record is from RefSeq and is a predicted model, not a curated record. NCBI's taxonomy places the organism in Eukaryota, Viridiplantae, Streptophyta, Magnoliopsida, Solanales, Solanaceae.